Tetranychus urticae (two-spotted spider mite) is the source of this 2108-nucleotide messenger RNA. Its product is annotated as pre-mRNA-processing factor 17. Gene Ontology annotation, biological process: mRNA splicing, via spliceosome. Lineage: Eukaryota; Metazoa; Arthropoda; Arachnida; Trombidiformes; Tetranychidae. The record is from RefSeq and is a predicted model, not a curated record. Gene Ontology annotation, molecular function: mRNA binding; protein binding. Gene Ontology annotation, cellular component: catalytic step 2 spliceosome.
AUUCUGUAAUAUGUGUUUAACUUUCUACUAGAUGGAGCUGAAGUCAAACUAAAAAAUGUUUCAAUGUUUGAAAUUAUUGAAUGCAUUUGUUUACAAUUUAGCUGUUUAUUAUUGAUUACAUAAUUAUCUGAUUGUUUCAAUUGUAUGGUUUUUAAUUCUAAUUUUGCUUACCCCUAACGAUCUUAAAAUAAGACUAAGUAUCAUUCAUCAUGAUUAAUCUGAUACAGAGUUAUGGAGAAGGAUCAUCCGAUGAAGAGGAUCAAUCUACUGUUGAAGAAAGUAAAACGUCUAAGGAGGAAGAACCGGCACCGGCUGUUUCUGUUGAUAUUAAAAGUAAAUUAAACCAAAUAAAUACAUGCCCGUAUGUGGAUGAGUCUCAUGUCAAGGACUUCAAAUUGAAAAACGAAUUUCAAUCGACAAUAAACACCGAUGUAAGCACUAAAUUGAACUACAACGCUAAAUAUGAUGAUCUUUAUGCGCCUGCUUUAGGGCCUUCUCAUCCUUUGAAAGACUCGUCACAUCUUCCGCGUAAAAACUUUUUAACUGGACAAGUGGAACCUACAGCCAUAAAUGAUUAUCAUUUUGAAACUCAAAGAAAAACCUUUCAUGUCCAUGGAAUAGCAUACGACCCUUCAGAUGGUGCAACAUUGAAAGAUAAAGUUGUUCGAGGAGCUGCAUCCGCUGAGAUAGGCUUAUCAGUUGGCAGUUCAUCUGAUAACCCAGAUGUUAAAGCAUAUGCUUCUAGUGAUCCAUCUUCACGGAAGAAACGUUUGAAAAAUGAUGACCCGAUGGACAUUGAUAAUUACUUAGGUCCAUGGGCACCAUAUGAAAAUGAAGAAAUGGUAUCUAAGCCAACCGAGGAAGAACAAAAAGAAAUCGAAGAGUUUAUGUCCAAAAAGAAACGGUACACUGUUAAUAAGGAAGAAAAAGAUUUCGAAGAGAAAAGCACACUUCAUAUACCUGAUCCCUAUGAUUAUCAAGGCAGAUCUUUCUUACACCCUCCUCAAGACUUGGAUGUUAAUUUGAGAGCCGACAGUGUUCCUCAUAAGUGUUUUCUACCCAAAAAAGUUAUUCAUACAUAUACUGGACAUACCAAAGCUCUUACUGCUAUCCGAUGGUUUCCUAAAUCAGCUCAUUUAUUUUUAUCUGCUGGAAUGGACGCUAAAAUUAAAUUAUGGGAAGUUUAUCGAGAUAGAAGGUGUAUAUUAACAUAUCAAGGACAUAGACAAGCAGUUAGAGAUAUUUGUUUUAAUAGACGAGGUGAUCGUUUCAUAUCUGCUGGUUAUGAUCGUGGAUUGAAGUUAUGGGACACCGAAACAGGACAGUGUAUUAAAAGAUUUCAAAAUAGAAAGGUUCCAUUCUGUGUUAAGUUUAAUAACGAUGAAGAUAAAAACCAUCUCUUCCUGUCCGGUAUGGCGGACAAAAAGAUUCUCUGUUGGGAUACCAGAACUGGUCAAAUUGUCCAAGAAUAUGAUCGUCAUUUAGGUGCUAUUAAUACUAUUACAUUUGUUGACAAUAAUAGGCGAUUUGUUUCUUCUUCGGAUGACAAAAGUUUACGAGUUUGGGAAUGGGAUAUACCCGUCGAUAUUAAAUAUAUUGCCGAUCCUGGGCUUCAUUCUAUGCCAGCCAUUUCCGCAUCACCAAAUGGUAAAUGGUUAGCUUGCCAAUCAAUGGAUAAUAAAAUUCAAGGUUUCGCCUGUCUCAACAGUUUCAAACUCAAUUCCAAAAAAAUAUUCACCGGUCAUAUGGUUGCUGGUUAUGCAUGUGCACCAGAUUUCUCUCCAGACAUGUCGUAUUUGGUUUCAGGGGAUGCUGAUGGUAAAGUUUUCAUUUGGGAUUGGAAGACUACUAAACUUUUGACUAAAUUUCAAGCUCAUGAAAAUGUUUGUAUUAACGUUCUUUGGCAUCCUCAUGAGACAAGUAAAGUUUUAUCUGCCGGUUGGGAUAAUAAAAUUCAUCUUUGGGAUUAAUUUUCUAUUUUUUACUUUUUUCUACCGAAUGAAGUUGUAUGUUUUAAAUACAGUGUGAAGCAAAUCAAAUCGUACAUCAUUUAUUUGAUUUUGAUCAUAUCCAUUUUGUAAAAUAAAAUAUCUCCUUAUAAAUAAUCA